AUGACAAAUCCAGCAGAACAGGCGCUUCUGCGGAUCGCAGAGACAAUAGAGCGUGCUGUGGACGAUGAGAUGGAGCGUGUUGACAAUAUGGAUGACGAGGAGCUGCUGGACAUACGUCGAAAGAGGCUUAAGGCACUGAAGGAGAUGGAAGCACGCAGGGAGGCAUGGAUAAGGAAGGGACAUGGAAGACUUCAUGAAGUGUCCGAUCCGAAAGAAUUCUUUCAGUUUGUGCAGGAAUCUGAGCGGGUUGUCGUUCACUUUAUGAGAAGAAGCACAUCAAGGUGCUCCAUAUUGGAGCGCCACCUUCAGAUAAUCGCACCUCAACAUUUCGAAACGCGAUUCUGCUAUGUUGACGUGGAGAGAAUACCUUCUCUUGCGGAAAGAUUUAAUGUUCUGAUGCUGCCGACGCUUAUGCUAGUAGAAAACAAGAACACUUUCCACAGUAUUAUUGGGUUUGAUGAGUUUGGUGGAACUGACGAUUUUGCCUCCGAGACUGUAAUUAAGGUACUUGCAAGCUAUGGGAUGUUGAAUGAACAAGGGAUGUUUGCGGCGGAUCAGGGUAAUGACUAA
Trypanosoma brucei brucei TREU927 is the source of this 570-nucleotide messenger RNA. RefSeq lists its product as uncharacterized. Gene Ontology annotation, cellular component: cytoplasm. Bases 1 to 570 code for a protein of 189 amino acids. Gene Ontology annotation, biological process: microtubule cytoskeleton organization. The record is from RefSeq and is a predicted model, not a curated record. The transcript has a single exon. NCBI's taxonomy places the organism in Eukaryota, Euglenozoa, Kinetoplastea, Trypanosomatida, Trypanosomatidae.